CCCCAAAUUCCACUACCUCCGCUCCGCUCCGCUCCGGUCCGCCCCCGCCUUCCGCAGCCGCUCGCUUCCGAACUCAAUUUUUACUAGUCUCCGCUCCGCCCCGCUCCGCUCCGGUGCGAAGACCCAAGGUGCGCAAACAAGCAUGCGCGGGAUUUUCAUGUCCUCGCGAUACAGUCCGAAACAAAUGCGGAAGUUUGAGCCAAACAAGUCAUUGUGUGGGAGAAGUUUGGAGAAGAACUGUUUUAUCUGCCGAUCAUUUGAUUUAAGAUAUCAGCAAGUGUUUGGAUCAACAAUGGGUGAGUACGUUGACAGUAGAAACAAUAUUUAUGGCUUAUUUUUGUGCAUUUAAAGUCCAACCACCAUUGAUAGUUGUUACAAGAAAACGUUUAUAUGUAAUUGAACUAGAUUGGAGCUUGUUUUUCUAGUCUAAUGUGCAUAAUUGCUGUUGCAGAAGCACAUGUUAGCCGAAGAAGAACUUUAGCUCUCCUUUUGCUACUGGAUUUGGUUCAUCAGAGAAGAAGGAGCAGGUUCUGGGUGCACCCACUGAACCAACAAAGAAGAAGCCAAGGGGACUUCUACCAUCUUGUUGCAGAGCUGCGACUGGACAGCCAGAGGCACCACCAGUACUUCCGCAUGUCUGCAGAGAAGAUGGAUGAGCUUCUGUCCCUUGUUGGACCAGAGUUGAGAAGACAGUCUACAUCCUUCAGAGCAGCUAUUGAACCUAAACAACGACUAGCUGUUGGAAUAAGGUUUUUGGCCUCCGGUGACUCCUUUGUCAGUCUGGCUUUCAGCUACCGUCUUGGCCAGACUACGGUCAGAAACUCUGUCCACAUGGUGUGUGCUGCUAUUGAGAAAGUGAUGAUGGGCCAAUAUCUGCCACCCCCAACUGAUGAAAUGUGGAAGACCGUAGCACAAGGCUUCUGGGAGAAGUGGAAUUUCCCUAACUGUUUGGGGGCAUUGGAUGGGAAACAUAUACACAUUCAAGCUCCACCACGCUCUGGAAGCCAGUAUUUCAACUAUAAAAAGACCUUCUCCAUUGUGCUGCUGGCUCUGGUGGAUGCAGACUACAGAUUUCGGGUGAUCCAGGUGGGGGACUUUGGAAGAAGCAGUGAUGGAGCUGUCUACGCUGGCUCAGCACUGGGGAUUGGAAUGGAGAGAAGAACGCUUCAUGUGCCUCCCCAUGCCCCCCUCCCUGGUGCUGCUGAUGCUACCCCUGUGCCCCAUGUCAUGGUGGCGGAUGCAGCUUUUCCACUGAAGCCGUACCUGAUGAGGCCAUACCCCGGGCAUAAUCUGACUCACAGGAAAAGAAUCUUCAACUACAGGCUGUCAAGAGCACGUAUGGUAGUUGAGAAUGCAUUUGGCAUUCUUGCCUCUAGAUGGAGGAUUUUUUACAGGCGAAUACACCUCCAUCCUGACAAGGUGGACAGUGUUGUUCUUGCUGCAUGCAUUUUGCACAACUUCUUGAUUGCACCAAGUGAGAACCAAGCAAUCUUGGACGAAGCUAACCAACAGACCACACACAUGGUACCAGUGAGAGACAUGGGUCCAAAUCGGGCAUCCAGGGAGGCCUGCAACAUCAGGGAGAUUUUUUGUGACUUUUUCAUGUCUCCUGAGGGCAGUGUGGCUUGGCAGGACAGAAUGGUGUGAAAUGGGAAAUAAGUCCUGCAGCUGAAACAGUGUUGAGACACUGUGCAAUCUGUGUGCAUCUUAUUUUUUUACAAGUUCUCAACUGUGUCGUGAUUUUUAAAACUGUUUAACCACAAAUAAAUGUGUGCAUGUUUCCUAAAUAAAAGUAUUAUUUGACUUUG
Nothobranchius furzeri (turquoise killifish) is the source of this 1808-nucleotide messenger RNA. The record is from RefSeq and is a predicted model, not a curated record. Lineage: Eukaryota; Metazoa; Chordata; Actinopteri; Cyprinodontiformes; Nothobranchiidae.